AGGGCUGAAGUAAGUCCAAUUCCAAACAGGAGCGAGAGAAGCAGGGAGCAGAGCAGAGGACCAUCCGACUACAGCACUGCACCUCUGCGGACAUCCGAAGUUUUGUAAAGUCCAGAAGAGCUCCGCAUUCCCCGGCUAUAACACAGACCUGUGAGAAGAGCUUGCGGUGGAUGUAAGAGCGCUCAGAGGCAGAAGAAAUGAGCAGAGGAACAGCGAAAGAACCGCACGGAUGCCAGCGACACUUCACACUGAUCACCGUGUUGCUCGUAGUCAACUGCGGGGCAGAGAUUCCUUCAGACCCAAAAGUGGAGGCCGCUUCCAGUUGGAACAUGUCCAGCGGAGCUGAAAGAGAUCACUUUCUAACGCUGGAUGCUCCGAUGAAUAACAUCACUACCUCCCUCGGACAGACAGCUGAGUUACAUUGCCACGUUUCAGGGAAUCCACCACCCACAGUCCGCUGGCUUAAAAACGAUGCCCCUGUGGUCCAGGAACCGCGGCGUGUCUCUUACAGGCCCACUCCGUACGGUUCCCGACUGAGAAUCCGAAACCUGGACACCACAGACACCGGCUACUUUCAGUGUGUGGCUACCAACACCUAUGGCACAGUAUCUACCACAGGAAUCCUGUUUGUCAAGUUUGAUCCGGCUCCCACCCCUCUGCCUGGAAGGCCUUCACCAGAUGAUUUUGAUGAGGAAGGUUUCUGCCAGCCAUACAGAGGGAUCGCGUGUGCUCGCUUCAUAGGAAACAGGAGUAUCUUCGUGGACUCUCUGCAAAUGCAGGGCGAGAUUGAGACCCAAAUCACAGCUGCGUUCACCAUGAUUGGCACCUCCAAUCACCUAUCAGAUCGCUGCUCCCAGUUCGCUAUCCCGUCCCUGUGCCAUUUUGCCUUCCCGACAUGUGACCGCAGCUCUGGCAUGGACAAACCGCGGGACUUGUGCAAGGACGAGUGUGAGAUUCUGGAGAACGACCUGUGUAAGACGGAGUACAUCAUCGCUCGCUCCAACCCCCUCAUCCUCAAGCGCCUCAAACUGCCCAACUGUGAAGACCUGGCAGCUCUGGACAGUCCCGAAGCCUCCAACUGCAUGAGAAUAGGCAUCCCAAUAGCCGAGACCAUAAAUAAAAGCCACAAAUGUUACAAUAACAGCGGUUCGGAUUAUCGUGGGACAGUCAGCGUGACUAAAUCUGGCCGUCAGUGUCAGCCGUGGAACUCGCAGUAUCCCCACAGCCACACCUUCCUGGCCAUGCGCUACCCAGAGCUCAACGGGGGACAUUCCUACUGUCGCAACCCCGGAAACAAGCACGACGCUCCCUGGUGCUUCACCCUAGAUGAGGGUGUGCGCAUGGAGCUCUGCGACAUUCCUCCAUGUGAUUUGCCCAAGCAUGGCAGCAGCAGCAGUAUGGGGAUCCUGUACAUCCUGGUACCAAGCGUUGCUAUACCGCUGGCUAUCGCCCUGCUGUUCUUCUUCAUCUGUGUGUGCCGAAACAACCAGAAAGCCUCACGUCCACCAGCCCCACGUCAGCCCAAACCAGUACGUGGCCAGAACGUGGAGAUGUCCAUGCUCACCGCAUACAAACCAAAGAGCAAAGCAAAAGAACUUCCUCUGUCUGCAGUGCGCUUCAUGGAGGAGUUGGGUGAGAGCAACUUUGGCAAGAUCUACAAAGGCCACCUGUACCUUCCAGGCAUGGAGCAAGCUCAGCUAGUGGCCAUAAAAACACUGAAGGACAUCUCAAGUGCACAACAUUGGGGCGAUUUCCAACAGGAAGCAUCUGUCCUGGCAGAACUUCAUCACCCCAAUGUGGUUUGCCUCCUGGGGGUCGUGACUCAGGAGCAGCCCGUCUGCAUGCUCUUCGAGUUUCUAGCCCAAGGAGACCUCCACGAGUUCCUCAUCAUGCGAUCUCCCCACUCAGACGUGGGCUGCAGCAGCGAUGAAGACGGAACCGUCAAGUCCAGCCUCGAUCACGGAGACUUCCUUCACCUGGCCAUCCAAGUCGCAGCUGGGAUGGAGUACCUCGCAAGCCACUUUUACGUCCACAAAGACCUUGCGGCAAGAAACAUCCUGGUUGGUGAGCAGCUUCACAUCAAGAUCUCCGAUCUUGGCUUGUCGAAAGAAAUCUACGCCUCAGAUUAUUACAGAGUCCAACCCAAAACGCUCGUUCCUAUUCGCUGGAUGCCACCAGAAGCCAUCAUUUACGGGAAGUACACAACAGACUCUGACAUUUGGGCGUUCGGUGUGGUUUUGUGGGAGAUCUUCAGCUUCGGCCUGCAGCCCUAUUAUGGUUUCAGCAACCAGGAAGUGAUGGAGAUGGUACGGAAGAGGCAGCUUCUGCCCUGCCCAGAGGAUUGCCCUCCUCGUAUGUACGCGAUGAUGACCGAGUGCUGGCAGGAGGGUCCGGCUCGACGACCGAGAUUCAAAGACAUCCACGUCCGACUACGUGCUUGGGAGGGCCUGUCCUCCCACGCCAGCUCCAGCACGCCAUCUGGAGGCAACGCCACCACCCAGACUACCUCUCUGAGCGCCAGCCCCGUCAGCAACCUCAGCAGCCCACGCUACGCCGGAUACAUCUAUGGAGCUCCGCAGAGCCUCCCGCCAGGACAAAUCGCUGGCUUCAUGGCGGCACCGAUGCCUCAAAGCCAGCGUUUUAUACCUGUAAACGGAUACCCUAUCCCAACAGGCUACGCUGCCUUCCCUGCUGCCCAUUUCGCUGCGACUCAGGGCCCUCCACAGGUGGUGCAGCACUGCCCUCCGCCGAAGAGCCGGUCGCCCAGCAGCGCCAGCGGCUCAACCAGCACGGGUCACGUGACCAGCGUCCCCUCCACAGGCUCUAAUCAUGAUGCCAAUACACCUUUGCUUUCUCAUUGUGUCACUCUGACGCCCAUAUCAGCAGUGCCGGGCGGCACAAUGCCAAUGUUCGGACAUAUGGCACAGAAAGCCAUGCAAAUAGACCCGAGUCAGGCGGCGCUUUUGGCUGACACUAACAGACUGAUAUACAGUGAAUCCAUCAUUACUGCCGAUUUGUGAAUACAUGUUUUGUCCUGUAUAUUGAUUUAUUGAAUUAUUGAUAUUUUUAUGUCUUUUUUCUUCCUUGUAAAUAUGAAAUAGCCUGAAAAAAAUGCGAAAGUUUAUAUUUUAAUGUUGUUUUAUAAAUGUGUCUUAAAGUGAUAGUUCACAUAAAAAAUUUAACUCUGUCAUUCAUUACUCACCCGCAUGUUGUUUUUAAACCUGUAAGACUUUAGUUCAUCUUAGAAACACAAAUUAAGGUAUUUUUGAUGAAAUCUCAAAUCCGCAUAGACAGAAAGAGAACUGUACCACUGAUGUCACACAAACUAUUUUAACAAUGUCCUUACUACCUUUUUGGGCUGUCUAUAAAGAGGCAGAAAGCUCUAGAAUUACAUCAGAAUAUCUUAAAUUGUGUUCAGGAUAUGACCCAAGGUCUUAUGGGUUUUGGAAAGUCAUGAGGGUGAGUAAUUAAUGACAGAAUUUAAAUCUUUGGGUGAACUAUCCCUUUAAAAGAAACUUGCAUAUUCACAUAUUCUCUGUGAAGUUAAUGCCACUUUUUUUCGACAAAACGUGGCCUUAAAAUGUCCUUCUUGCAACCAGAACUUUGAAAUCAUGACCUUUUUCAAGAUUAUUUUCGACAGAGCUGUCGGUUUAUCAUCCGUUUUGUGUGCUUUUUCACUCAUUGACGACUUCAGUCUUGGUCCCUGUCCCUUCACUACAUUUUUUUUGACUUCGCUUGGACUUUUGGAAUCGGUUAAAUCACUUUAUUAUUGCAUUAAAGUCCAACCCUAUAUACCCUAAGUUCCCAAAUUAAUGGAACACUUUUGCAAUCACUGAUGCCUUCAUAUGAAAAAAUGUUGCUUUAAUUAUGGUCACCAUACGUGCCUGCAUUUUAUUAGGAGGUCAUGCAUUUCUACAUAAGAGAAUGUGUUUUGUGACAUUCUGCUGUUACUGUGGUGUUAUUCAAAUUAUUUCAAUACACAGGACACAGGGCUGUGUUCGCUGUAAGCCAGCGACUUCUCAGGCAGCAUUUGUGUUUCUAAGGUACUGCCAGGCUUUUGAAGUGGCAUGCGUAGCUGCAACAAAAUAGUGAGAACUCCGGAGCUCACCAAGCAUAUAUUUAAGCAUCUUAUUAUUCAUUAAUUCAUUAAGAGAAAUUAAAGAGAUAGUUCACCCAAAGAUGAACGUUUUACCAUCAUUUACUCACAUAUAUCAAUGAGGAAAUCUAAGAUGAUAGGAUGUGACACAAUCAUUGAAUUCAGAUGUGCCUUUUUGCCUUCCUACCUCCAUAUACAGCAUUUCUUAGCUUUCGGACAACGCCUGGAUUUUUUUGGUUUUAGAGUAAUAUAAAUAAAAUUCAGGCAACCAGAAAACAUUCUCAUGAUUUUUAUACUCUGUACGUCUCUUAGCCCAGAGCACACAUGAAUAUUUUAAAUUGUCAGGAUAACAUUUUAUUUUUCUAACUGAGUCAAAUUUUCACAUCACUGUUUGGCAAAGCGUAUGUGAAAUCUGUGCUAAUCUGUUUUUCUAAAAUAAACUUCUCACUGCCUAUAGAAUGUAAUGCCUCAUAAUUUCCUCUAGAGGUCAGUGUCACUCUGCGACUCUGAUUGAAUGAAGUUUUUUUAUAUAUAUUUGUCUCAUGUUAAUACUUUAUGUGCUGGCGAUUUUCAGCUUUCAUUUGACGCUUGUCAACUUUAUUCUCUCUCGAGUUUGUAACUUGUUUUAAUCUCACAGAAACAGAGAUUAAACAAAUCAUUUUAGUAAGCAGCUGUAUGUCACGUUCAUUCUAAUUUUGGUUUGUUGCUAUGCAACUGUUUAAUUCAACGACACCCUUUUCCUGUGUUGAAUACAAUCGAGAAUUUAUCUUUUAUGCAGGGUACAGUGUUUGUGAAGACAUGAUUGCUUGUGACCUGUGCCUUUUGGACAAUCUCAUGACGUGUCAUGACAUUUCAUGAACGGACGUUUUGCAUGAUAAACAGAUGUGUAGAUCAAUGGUUUAUUUUUAUAUGAUUUGUCACACAAUUUUACAAUAUCCCAGUCUUAUUAAUGUACUUCUGAACAUACAGUGUGUUGACAUUAUAAAAACCACUUAAAGAAA
Messenger RNA from Puntigrus tetrazona (Sumatra barb), 5097 nucleotides. RefSeq names its product receptor tyrosine kinase-like orphan receptor 1 (gene ror1). Gene Ontology annotation, molecular function: protein binding; ATP binding; protein kinase activity. The record is from RefSeq and is a predicted model, not a curated record. Bases 198 to 3020 code for a protein of 940 amino acids. The transcript is spliced from 9 exons. Lineage: Eukaryota; Metazoa; Chordata; Actinopteri; Cypriniformes; Cyprinidae. Gene Ontology annotation, cellular component: signaling receptor complex. Gene Ontology annotation, biological process: cell surface receptor protein tyrosine kinase signaling pathway; positive regulation of kinase activity; protein phosphorylation.